Spirodela intermedia is the source of this 10674-nucleotide messenger RNA. Lineage: Eukaryota; Viridiplantae; Streptophyta; Magnoliopsida; Alismatales; Araceae. The record is from the annotation of a GenBank genome assembly.
AUGCGAUGGCGGGCCUGGAGGUGUCAGGGCAACAGGGACCGGAUCGGGCGGUGCCUGACGGUAGGUUUUGGAAUCGCCAUCUGAUUUAUCCGUUCCAAUGUUUUUUUGGUCUGUGGUUUAUUAUUCUUUUGUGAUCUGGCAUGAGGGAGUGGUGGUUUUCCGUCUACCUCGGGGCCUAAUUUACUUUAAUUGAUGGACAGCGGGGUGUUUUCGGUGGAUCCCGCUGUUAUUGUCUGUUAUAUGUUAGUCUUGGUUGCAUAUGCCGUUUUUUAAUUUGAUUUUAAUCUGCGGUAGAUUUAAUUUUACGGAUGAAGAUUGGACCUUAGAUUGGCUCUACGACGCAAAAGCUUUCAGUGGAUCGAGGAAGCCAUAAUGUGUGAUCCGUAAAGAGAAUAUGUGAGACUCUCAAUUUAGCAGCUUAGAUAGGUAGGAACUGUGUUAUUGUCCCCCGAGAACUUGAGAUGCAGUCAUUUUUGAGGCUCCAUUGCCCAUCGGUACUUCUUUUUCUUCGGAAUCUGCAUUUCAUUUGUCAUAAAAAUUUCUUGGCACAGUUCAUCACGCUACUGUCGAUCUGGUUUUGAAAACUUUGCAGUUGUUUUUAUCAUGGUGCGGGUCUUUUAUUUGAAGUUUCUGGUGUUACGUGGUUAAGGUUUCUGGUAUUUCUCUUAUUAACAAAAGACGUACUUGAAGGUCACCUUUUUGUAAUGCCUUUUAUUGCAUUAAUUAUUUCAUAUCUUACGGCUUUGAAGCUACCAGUACAUUUUCUCUUAUUACGUCAUAUAUUCUCUUGGUUUUUUUUCCCUUUCUUCAUUUACUGGAUGGUUUGAUAGGCAUACAUCUUUUAGAAGGUUUUAUAAAUUCUGUGGCAUAUUGGUGAUUCUGUGGAGUUCUCUCAAUGAGAUCCUUCCUUUUACUAUAUCAUGCUAGUAGUUUCGCACUUUAUAUGAAGUAUUUUGUUUUAUAAGUUAUUAUUUGUACCUUUGUAUUCGCCAGGAGAUCUACAAUUACUCCUCAUUUGAAGAAGAAGGAACUGUAGGAAAGGAUGCUUUCACCUCAAUUCGUUGUAUCUCUUCCUUUUCCUUGUGGACUCAUGGUUCUUCUCUGCUCUCUCAGGUUCUACUGCGUUAUUUAGAAAGCUUACACAGUUGACCCAUAGAAUCUUGGUUAGAGAAGCGCAUAUUAGGAAUACUUCUGGUUCGACUAUUUCCAUUCAUCCUGCCAUUUAAAUGGUAUGAAACGAUUCCGGGUUCACUUUCUAGAUAUAGAAAUAGCACGAGGAGAUAAGGCAGGUGAAGGCAAAAUAGUAAAUCUUAUCAGCCAGAUGCAGCCAUUCAUGAGCAGUUCACAAUCAUUUAAUUUGUGGCCACAUGCCACGAACUAUGAUGGUGAACUAGAGCAUGAAGAACCUAAUUCUGAGGCAUUCGGGGAAAUGUUGGCUUUGGCUACUUCAUUGUGCAGCGGGGGAGAAAGAGAGGAGAGGACAGAUCGAUUAAUCUCCCUUGGAAAAGAUGAUUGGGUUUGCCACUGGGGCAGAUGUUGCUGAUGCAUUUGGAUUGUGGCUUUGUGGUGUCAGACUGUGUUAACUGCCGAUAUUAUUUAAGGUUUUUUUAUUUAUAUAUUGAAGGGGGUAGUUUUUUUUUUGGUCGUAGAUUCCUUAGAAGGUAGUAAAGGUAGUAAAAAAGUAGGAACGGCAGGAAUCUAGUGAAGAAAAAAUGGUGCCAUAGUUACUAACAUUGAGCGGUUUAUUUUCACUUCUUCUGUGGGUGCAACUCCAUCUGAAUGCUGCUUUGUUUUCAUGGCAUGAUAAUCGGUGCGCUGGGAAUGAUUUAGUAGGAAAUAUGAUCUAUUGACUGGGGAAUCCACCCUCCAGUUAUAUUCGUAUAAAAAAUGGUUUUCCAUCUGAUAUUUGCUCAAUUCGGAGGCAUAAAAUCUUCAUAACAGGUUCCAAAACACCAGAUAUUAUUUUGGUUUAUUUUUGUCCGAUAUGUUAAAGGAAUAAGAAUUUAUCUCCAGUUUUUGUACAUGUGCUGACGGGAGUAGGGAAACAAGGCUUCUUUUUCCAAGUGCUGUGCGUUGUUAUGCCUUUAGGGAUUUGGAGAUAAGGCUCGUAUUUGACCUCAUCAAGUGUUCUAGUCGUAGGCUGAAAGUAACCUUGGUUCCCAAUGGCUGAAACGCAUCAUUUAUUUUUCCUUGUAUCCUCUGUCCAAUGAUUUUUUGUGACUAUCUCCGAUGGCUAUCCAUUGCUUAUUUCCCAGCCGUGGGAACUGAGUAUUUUCUCUUUAUUCCUUUUAUUUUCUCUGGUGGCCCAUCGUUUUCCGUUAUUAUUUUUUUUCUUCGGUUUCAUUUUAAACGUACAUGUUUGAACUGUAUUUUUGGUAGCUGGAAGGCAGGGUGCCUCAAUGCUGUUUGUAUCUAAUGAACUUGAAAUAAACAUAGCACUUUUUAAUCCCUUCUUUAUUUGCAGGAUUGUCCCCUUUGCUCAUUAUUUUGUAAAUAUGUGCCUAAAGCUACUUAUUAUUCUGAGCGAUUUUGUUCACUUGUUCUGAGAGUAGUUAAUACCACAUAUUCAUUUAAGUAUUAAUAAGAAAAAGAUGUACAGAUGUUUACGAUCAGGUUCACCAAAAAUAAAAAAAAUUAAGAACAAUAAGCUGCAGAAAAUUGGUGUAAAGCAUGUUAGAAACUGAAGGUACUGAAAAUGACGGAAUUGCUUCCUUUUCACUGCAUAAAAUUUCGGUCACUUUCAAUCUAAGAUAAAUAAGAGCGAAACAUGUUCCCUGCAAAGAGAUUGUUCCACUCCAGAUUAGCCCAAAGGAUAUGUGGGAGUAAGCUACCUUAACCUACAAUCCUCUGUGAGUACUGAGUACAUUCUACACUUUUAAUACUAUUAGAGAGCUUCUUGGGGACGAGCUUGUAUGCUUGUCAUGUGAAGAAGCUGCUUCUGUAUCUCCUGUGAAAAAUAUCACCUUAGGAACAUGCGAUCCACGUCCUUUAAUUCUUCUCCAGGUUGGCCGAGGGAAGUUUUGUUCCCAUCCAUAUGAAAAGGUAAUCAACCAAGAGGAAGCGGAUUAUGUGUGAUCAAUAGGAACAUUGAUUGGUCUACCAUGGUCAACCAAACAUGAGCCAUAGUUUAUCUUCUACCUUUGAAUAGAACCCUACAUCUAUUGGCUUUCAAAAGAAAAAUGUUUGAGUUAAUAGAUCUUCUGAAAAUUCGUGCGUACUAUGAAGAAAUUUUGUCCCUAUCCUUGUCAAUCAAACUGGUUUUGUACGUUAAUUAAGAUUCUUUGCGCUUCUUGAUUCCCACUGAAGGAAGUACCAAUGGGAAGGACUCCAAUUGGCUAACCAGGAGCAAGUUUUGAGACUUUGAGAGAGAAGAUAAGGGUUUUUGGUCUUCAGGUUUAUGAAAUCUGCAUCGCCGAAUAUUAAAUUUAUGAGCUAAUAGUAAAAGCGGAGAUUGAAAGAUCACUAGUUUGGUAAAGUAUCUUUACGUUGUAAUUUGACAUCGAUUCUACAUUGGAGAUGUUCGAUAUCAAUUAUAUAAAAAUGUCCUUCCGAAUAGUAUUUAGUCAUUAUUGGUUACAUGUUAAAUUUUCUAUGGUGACAGGGUCCAGAAACGUCUAUGAAUUAGUUUUGGAAUAACAAGAGCAAGAACUAGCUGAUAAAAAUGGAAUGAUUACAGCGUUUGCUCCUUAUUUUAGAUAAUUCUAAAAGACAGUUUCCUCCAUGUUUCUGUUAAUGUUGUAUCUUGUUGGUCAGACUUUAUGAAAAACAAGAUAUGCACAGGCAUUCCGUCUUUUUUAGGCGAGGUGGAAAAUGUUUUUAUUUUUGAGGAAGAUCAUUCUUUUAAAUUCUGAAAACUCAAGCCUUCUGCUAUCAGGCGAAUUAUGUUGUGGCAGUUUUCCCGCUACAUCUUUCUUCCUAUUUUUUUCUUUUUAUGUACAUUUCACUGUAACUUAAAUGAAAUUUUGACAUACUCUGGAAUACAUCUGAAGGUCUGACUUUCAGAACGGGUCAUCUUAGUUUAUUGUCCAAGGAUCAUGUCUCUCAUCAGGCCAGUUUGUAUUACUCAGUUUCCUUGAAGAACUUGCUUAGGUGUUCCAUUCAAUGGACACUUUCUCUGGAUAGGAGGUGGAGGCAAUGUAAGCAUUUUUAAGCCUGAGAAAGCUGCUGUCUUUCCUUGAACUCCACAAUCCUAUUUCUAUUCCCAAGUCGUGUAGAUUUGGAAUGCUGUCAUCGAUUCUUAGUUCUGGGGAUUUCUGAUUUGAAUAUAUUGGAUCGUGGCUCGGAGUUUUUGGGGAUAUUGCUAUAGAUUAAGCAGCUGGUUGGAAUUUCAGAAUGGACUAAUUUAACCCUCUUUUGUGUUUUAAUUUUAUCAUUUAUGCUUUUCCCCGAGCAUUAAGAAAGCUCUCUUCAUUGUUAAUAGCGUUCUGAAAUUUGCAGUAAAAUUUAUAUGAGAUGAGUAUAUUUUAAAAUAGAGUUUAUCAGAAUUCGUCCUUUAUUUUUUUAGUUAUAAUAUUUAAUUUAUGAGGGAUAUCCUAUUUACUACUCAUGCAUGAGGGUUUAAACGUUCAUAAUUUUUUUUUCAUAUGCUUUUUCCAGAGUCUGCAGAAUCUCUUGGCACAUUGACGAUAGCUGAUGAAGAAGAACCUUCUGGUUCAGAGAAUCUGAAAGACCAGGUAUCUUUUUAAUGAAUAUAUAACAUCUAUCGUUUAUGAAAUUCAUGGUAAUUUCGGCGGUUAUAUGUCAGAUUUCUUCAACUAAAGAUGAAAAGAUAACAUCUCCAAGAGUUCCGUCCAAUGCUACUGCCACUGAUCCCCCUGAGGAGACAACCAUCCAACUGGGAUCAUUUGAUGCAGGUCCUGAUGGUAAUAGCUACCAGCCAAACACGUAUCAACAGGCACACACCAUAUAUUAUGGAGGUCAGUGCAACUAACAUCAGUUGGGGACUUGCUGUCUACACCUGUUGCCAUUUUGGACAGUUUUAUCUGAACAGAUGACCCAUAAAAGGAUUAACACUUUUUCUACCAGACGGAUUAUAUGUUACUAGAACAUGGCGCAACCUUUUAUUCAGCAGACCUCCAUACAUGGGAUUCUAUCAGUAUCUUAAAAGAAUAAGACCACAAAAUUCCUGUAUAUUUUCUAUCAAAGAUCCUUAUCAUUUCUGUAGCUAUGGUGUGCAAAAAGUAAAAUUGAAGGUACCAUGGGAUUUUUUAAUGAAAAAUUAAAACCAUGAUCAGGUACUAGAGCCGUACAAAUCUACUCUGGUACAAAUCCAGUAAAUAUACUGGAUUGUUUAAUUUAUACCAUACUUGAGUUUGACCCAAUUCCGAUUUCGGGUUUGACCGAGAAAAGAUUAGGAGCACCCCUUCAUUUUGCCCUGUCAGGAGAUGUGUCACAUUUUAUGACUCUAAGCUGUAAGGUCGUAGGCCGUCACAUUUCUCUGUGGCGCUAGUUACUAUGUAUAAACUAAAAUCAUGGGUAUAUUUCUUAGAGUUUAACUAAGAAAUAUACAAUGUAACUAGAUGUUCUUGAAAAAGCAGAAUUGGGUUAUAAUAUUAUAUUGAUUCGUGUUGUUGAUAUAAAAAAUAUGAUCAAUGAAUUGAAUUUUCCCAAGUUUUGUGAAAUUUAUUUUCAAGACCAUUACCGGAAAUAUGAAAGAAAAAACUUGGAAAUAUGAAUCAAUAAAAAAGCAUGGGCCAACAUCAAUGCAAGUAAAAAGGAACAGAAAAUAUCCUUCUCCAGGUGAAGGGUGGGAAUUCCGUAUCUAAUAAAUAUCUGUCUGUCAAUAUUUCCCAUUAUCCAAAACCUCGAAGCUGCUCUCAAGAACUAUCUUUAUUCUGAAUGAAUUGUAGUGAUAUUUUCUUAUAUUUCCAAAUUAAGAAUUUUUCUUUCUCAGUGGUUACAUUGAUAAUUCUAAAAAAUAUUUAAAUAAGAAUUUACGUGAGAAUGCAUGAUAUGAUGCUUCUUUGUUCUAGAAAAUUAAAUGACGAAUUGUAGUGAAAUACAGUACAGAUUCCACAUUGAUUUUCUCCUAUCAUGUUUUGACUUCUUGGUGUUAACUCUAGAAUUUUUGAAAAUUUGGAGCUGUUAUUGAGGGCUGUUAAGCAUCUUAAAAGUAAACAAACUACUAUGUAGUAUACAUUGCAAGUGGAUGAUUACUGCCUUUCACUCCACGAGGCGCUCAUUCUCCAAUAAUCCACUUUUAUUACUUCUAUUUCUUUUCUCCAAUUUGAGUAAUUUUUACCUGCGUAUGGUAUCAUUUUUCUCAGGUUAUGAGAAUUCUCGAGCAAUGUGGGAUGAAUAUCCUCAGUUCUUGAAUUCUGAAGGGAUGGAAUUGGGAUCACAUGUAAGUAUGGGGGGGAAAUACACUAUUGAUCUUUCUGUUUCGCAUUAUUUCCCUUUCCUGUGGGUUGAUCCCUUUUUUUCUCCUUUAUUCAUCUGAAGGGUGCCCUUCCUCUCAUAUUCCAUACUGGUUACGGGUACAGUCCUCAGAUGCCUUUUGGACCAUAUUCUCCUGUCACUACACCUUUGCCUUUGGUGAGGAGAGAAAGCCAGAUGUACUCCACCCAACAAUCCCAUUUUACUGGGCCCUAUUAUCAACAACCAGGCCCUAAUACUGUGGCAUAUUUGAAUUCACCUUCAUCAUCAUCUCAAGCAAACUUGACAACAUCAAUUGGCGUUCAGCAGAAAGGCACUAUUCUUACUGAUCCGAAUUCCAUUGGUAUGUUGUUUGGGCCUGGACCUAGUUUUGCUGCUUCAAAUGGAUCUUCUGGGGGAGGAAACAUUUCUGGCAGUUCUGGUAACCCAUAUUUUCAUGAUACGUGGCAAGUGUUUGAUGGAUUUGGUCCUGGUGGCCUCUGGUCAGAUUGGUUGAAAUCACCAGAUGGGCUGAGGCCUAUGACUCCGUUGUCACCUGCAGCUUCACCACAACCAAUUGGAGUUGGGACAUUUGGACAUGGUCUAUCUCCCUUUUCUUCUGGAAUGGUACCUUUCAUUUAUGCGUCUAUAGAAUAAUAUAACUCCUCUCUUAGAAAUCAUAGUAUCAUGUUGCUACCGAAAAAAAUCCUACCUGUAUUACAAUAUUGCAAUAGGUUUUUGAGGUUCAAUCCUUAUUUACUAUAAUUUCUUGUCUAAUGUUGUCUCUUCAGUUGACGGUUUUUGCUGAUAUUUGACGAAGUAUUUAUUCAAGAGGAUUCAGAUACAUAUUUACAAAAGAAGCCAUGGAAAUUUUGAUAUGUUAUCAUAUAUAUGGAUAAAUCUAAAAUAAAAGAGAAAAUAUAUUGAGAAGAAAUGGCAGAUAAUCUUCACCAUUAGAAAGGAGAAUAUUAAGAAUCUGGGGACUUUGGGAAAAUAAAAAAAAAAUGGAAGAAUUAUGAGAAAGUGCCUUUUCUUUUCGUCAUCUCAGGAUCAGGCUGAAUCAAGCAUGAGUCCAGACUGUGAACAGCAUCUUGAAUGGCUGAUUUGGUACACUAUAACCUAGAAAGAAAAUGUGAUGCUGACAAUUCUUCAUAUCGGCCACAGAGUCCAUUGAAAUCGAGAGACUGGAAGUUAUUUUCUCCCUCAUCCAAAUCAUCAAAUAAUCCUUGUAUUUUUCUUCCUUAUCUACAAUGGAUAUGUGGUGAAUCUAGAUUCCAGUUGGGAUUUCAUAGCUCAAAUUCGAUUAUCCAGAAAGCAUAGAAAACUGGAUAGAAAGGGAAUGUACUGUUUCCUAAUCCUCGCUGGAGAAGUUUCUACCUUUAGCAGCUUAUGGAACGUACCAGACAUAAAUAAAAUAUCCUUUAUAACAUUUAAUUUGAUGUUAAUAUUCCUCGAAUGUCUAAUACCAUUUUCAUCAUAGCUCAGUUUGAUUCCAAUAAAGAAUUGGCAGCUACAUAUGAAAGAUAGUGUAAUGUAUCCCUAUCCUGUCGUAGAAAAGUUUCUACCUUCAGCACUAGUAUGAUGGAUUGAACAUAAACAAACUUCUCUGUUAGACUUGGACGUUUGAUGCUGAGUUUCCUAGAUUCCUAAUAUUAUAUCUACUUGGUUUGGGGAAAAGAGAGUUAACUGAUUGAGAGUAUAUGACAAAAAAUCAACCAAAUUUCCAACUAGUGAUUGGUUUUUCCUUUUUCCUUUUCUUUGAAGAAAGAUAUAAAGCUGCCUCCAUGUGUUCAAUAUACUGUUUUUCUUCCUCGCACCAUCUCAACAUGACUCAUGCCUUGUGAAACUCACUUCUGACUGACGUACCUCACAUAAGGAUAUUUCUUUGAUGAUGUCUACUUUUUUAACGUUUUCCCUAAUCUGGCAGAACUUAUAUUAUAAUGUCCUAAUUUGCUGCCUUGAACAAAAAUCAGUGAUCAAAGUUUCGUUUGAGGGAGCUUACCCUGUCUUUUUAUUUUGUGGAGUGACAGUUGAGAUCGUCAACAUCAGCGCUAAAAAUAGAAUUAAGUAAGCUGUUGUGUGGGAUGCUCAAACACUGCCAAAUGGUCUUAUGGGAGCAGGUCUCAUUACUUGUCACAUGAGAGGGCGCUGUUCUUAUUGCCAAAUAAACUCGAUUUCUGGUUAUAAAUACCCAUUAUUAUGAACGAAGAAGAUAAGCUCAGGGAGCAGGAAUGGGAUAUGAUAAUGUUGAAUCAUGAAAAUAAGAGUUGAGGAUCUAAAAUAGGGUGAUUACCCUGAGUAGUGUUAAUGUCAUCCAUAAUUAUUUUCUCUGUUUAUCUGACAUCUGUUUCUAUCUUUCCAUGUGCAUAUACACCCCUUAUUAGCCAAGGAAACUAAUAGGACUCGAGCUCUCUUAGGAAGUAGGUCGAGGAUCAACAUUUCUAACAAGAAUCGCAAUCAAACUCCACCUUUCUCUUAUAGAUACCUGACGACGUUCACUCGUGAUCUUGUGUGAACUUCUGGAAGCAGUUUUACGAUUCAUUCAGACUCAAUACUUCCAUUCAUUUAUCAUGGUGUCGGUCUAGAUUAUGCAGCUUCUACGCCGUUGAAUGUGUUUUUAUGUUACCAAAGCAGAUAAAGUUAAAGAUCCUGAUCAAAGAUAAUUUCUUCUAAGUCAUUUAUAUUUUUGUUACUGUCUCUCAAGAUUUUAUUGAGCACACUGGUUGCUGUAUUCAAUUAUUUUUUCAUGAACUUCUACUGGUUAGUUUAAUUCCGCAUCUAAAUGCCCAGGGAUCUCCACGGCAAAGACCCUAUGAUAGAGAGUACCAACGCGGAGGAAUACGUCGUCAAGGAACCGAUUUUGCGGUUAACGUGGGAUUGAAUGGUUACGGAUUAGUCGCCGUUGACAAAGGCCGACCGCGAGGAACUGGCAGUGCUGAUUUGUGCAGCUGCAACGGUCCACUUGACUUCCUUAACGAGCAAAACCGUGGACCACGGGCUAUAAAACCAAGGAACUUGGCUGGAGAUCCAAAUUCACCCGUUGAUGUAAAGUCAACAGGUGUUCGAGUGGACUACGAAUCCUACAACAAUCCGGACUUCAAGACCGAGUACGACGACGCCAGAUUUUUUAUCAUCAAAUCCUACAGUGAAGAUAACGUGCACAAGAGCAUCAAGUACGGUGUCUGGGCGAGCACGCCAAACGGGAACAAGAAGCUGGACGGCGCUUACAGUGAGGCAAAGGGAAAGGGAGCCGAAUGCCCGGUCUUUUUACUCUUUUCGGUAAUUUCUCUAUCCGGGUACCUGUUUGUUUUUUUUUUUUUUACCUGAAAAGCAUCAUUCGCUGCCUGUUGAAAGGUGGCCCCAGUUUUGGCGGUGGUCAGCUUUGACUGGGUUGAACUGGACAUAGGUCAACGCAAGCGCACAUUUCUGUGGGGUGGCGGAGAUGGUUGGGGCGGUGAAUUUUGAGAAGAGCGUGGACUAUUGGCAGCAGGACAAGUGGAGCGGUCAUUUCCCCGUUAAGUGGCACGUGGUGAAGGAUGUUCCCAACAGCCUGUUCCGUCAUAUCAUCCUCGAGAACAACGACAACAAGCCUGUGACGAACAGCCGAGACACGCAGGAGGUGCCGAUCUUCUUCAUUUUUCUAUUUCUCUACUCCCUAUUUCGCGCCUGAGCUCUCCAUUCAUGGGGUAAUCUGAGAAACAGUGGUUUGCUGUGUCAUAUUAGAAUGGGGGAGCAGCCAUCGCUCUCAAGUAAAAUGAGAAGGAGGGAUGUUAAAUACGAGGUUCUUUCGUCUGAUUCCAGACGGAUGAAAUGAUCUUCGUCUUCCACCUCAUUAUUAAUUAGGUCAGAUCCACGAGCUAGUUAAUAUCCUUGCAAAAUCAUGUGGGCUCUAUCUCUGUGCAGGUGAAAUUGGAGCAGGGCCUGGAGAUGCUGAAUAUCUUUAAGAACCAUGAAGCUCGGAUGUCCAUUCUCGACGACUUCGAUUUCUACGAGGAGAGGCAGAAAGCCAUGCAGGAGAGGAAAGCCCAUCAGAGGCAGCAGCAGCAGCAGCAGCAGCAGCAGCAGGUGGACAGUUCGCCAGCGCAGUUUCCGGCGAUGUCGGUGGGCGGCGGGCGGUACAAUCCGGGGACGGCCGCCGGCAGCGGCGACUAUGUGAGCCAGUCGUUUGCGAAGACGUUUGCGCAGGCCGUGAGGCUGGACGAGAAGAAGGACGAGUCGGCGGCGACGACGGUGGCGGGGGAGGGGGUCCCCGCCGCCGCCGUCGCUGCUGAAUGCUUCCCAAAUAUGGGCCUGGCGGCGCCGGUGAAGGGCGGCGGAUAG